CAAUAAGAUCUUUGAGAUGAUGAAGCCUCUGGUGGAUUCCUCACAGCUUGGGAACAGCAGCAAUGAGUCUGGAUCUUGCAUGGGGGAGACCCAGAACGUGUCCAUCACCACUCUCAUGUGCCUGGUCUUCUUCGUGGGCUUCAUCCUCAACACCUUCAGCCUUUGGGUGUUCUGGUGCCGGUUGCCCAGCUGGACCUCUGGAACCAUCCUGCAGUUCCACCUGGCACUCAGUGACGCCAUCGCCACCCCAGUCACUCCCAUGAUGGCGGUGUACUUCGCCAUGGGCAACAACUGGCCCUUCGGUCGAUUCUUGUGCCAGGUCAAGAUCUCCCUGCUCAGUUCACAUUUCUAUGGCAGCACCAUUUUCCUUACUCUCAUCAGCAUCCAUCGGUACACAGCUGUGGUGCAGUACAACAGAAGCUCCUGCAUGAAGCAGAAGGAGUUUGUCAGGAAGCUGUGUGCAGGGGUUUGGUCCCUGCUACUGAUCCAGGCUCUGAUCUACGCUUUCAUGCUUCCUCCAAGUAAAGAGGGCAGUCACAGUCAAUGCCUCACCAUCCAUCAGAGCAACCUGACAGAUGUCUACUUCAUCAUUAACUUCAUCCUGUUCAUCUUUGGCUUUCUCCUCCCUUUCCUUGUGUCAGCUGUUUGCUAUGGUCGCUUGGCGAGCACCUUAACUCGCCUCAACAUCAGCACAGCGAAAGGCUUGAGAGUCAAGGUGAAGUCUCAGAGGAUGAUAGGCGUGUGUCUGGUGAUAUUUGCAUUGUGCUUUCUGCCUCUGAACGUUAUACGAACCGUGGGAGUGGUACUAAAAAAAUUCUACCCGCAACAGUGCCGUGCUCUUCUGCAGAUCGAGACGGCGUAUUAUGCAUCCUGGAUUUUAGCGGGAGUGAACAGCUGCCUGGAUCCACUGUUGUACUGUUUUGGGUCACAAAACUUUCGUGAUGCAUUCGGAUCUUUCAGGAUUGGGCAGGGAGACGUUCCGAACAGAAGUGAUUCAGAAAUGACUGCAAAUCAGUAACAUGGAGUCAUGCACAACAACUGAGUGGGACUGACAUUGGAGGCCCAGGAUUUAAUGUUUGUGGAAAGUUUAUAUUAGUGAACUCUCUAUUGAAAUCCAUACAAUCUAAAUUCUUGGUCAGCUGACAGUACAAGCCCUGUAAAGAAGAUUUCCCUGCAGAUCUCUUAUUUAUAUGUUUUUUUUUUCUUCAAAUUUUACAAUAACAUUUUAGAGACACAUCUAUACAUAUAUGUAUCUAUAUUCUGGACAGGUAAUUCCUUUUAAUACUUUAGUCGCAGUGUCACCUUUUUGAACGCAUGCUCAUUCCGUGGUAAAGUUUGCAAUAAUAAAUAUGUAAUGUCUGGUUAUACUUU
This is a messenger RNA of Morone saxatilis (striped sea-bass), 1371 nucleotides long. Its product is annotated as P2Y purinoceptor 2. Gene Ontology annotation, molecular function: G protein-coupled receptor activity. The transcript has a single exon. Gene Ontology annotation, cellular component: plasma membrane. The coding region runs from base 17 to 1018 and encodes 333 amino acids. The record is from RefSeq and is a predicted model, not a curated record. Gene Ontology annotation, biological process: G protein-coupled receptor signaling pathway. NCBI's taxonomy places the organism in Eukaryota, Metazoa, Chordata, Actinopteri, Moronidae.